UGUCUUGCAGACGAUUAUGGAACAAUUUAACCCUUGCCUUAGGAAUUUCAUCGCGAUGGGGAAGAACUACGAGAAGGCCUUGGCAAGUGUGACGUUUGCCGCGAAGGGUUACUUUGACGCUCUGGUGAAGAUGGGAGAGUUGGCCAGUGAAAGCCAAGGAUCCAAGGAGCUGGGGGACGUCCUCUUCCAAAUGGCAGAAGUUCACCGGCAGAUCCAGAACCAGCUGGAGGAAAUGCUGAAAUCCUUCCACAACGAAUUGCUGACACAGCUGGAGCAGAAGGUGGAGCUGGACGCUCGCUACCUGAAUGCUGCGUUAAAGAAAUACCAGCUGGAGCAGAAGAACAAAGGAGACGCCUUAGAGAAGUGUCAGCUGGAGCUGAGGAAACUGCGCAAAAAGAGCCAGGGCAGCAAAAACCCCCAAAAAAUAUUCUGACAAAGAGAUGCAGUACAUCGAAGCGAUCAGCAACAAGCAGAGCGAACUGGAGAACUUCGUGUCGGACGGAUACAAGACGGCGCUGACCGAGGAGAGGAGGCGGUACUGCUUCCUGGUGGAGAAACAAUGCGCCGUCGCCAAAAACUCCAUGACCUAUCACAGCAAGGGCAAAGACCUGACGGCACAGAAGAUCCCCUCCUGGCAACAGGCCUCCUCCGACCCGAGCAAGAUCCCAGACAGGGCCAUCCAGAUCAUGCAGCAGAUGGCUGGUGGACCCAACGGCACCAUCAUGGCGGGUCCACUGUCUGGGCCUAUGACCAAUUCCAAAUCUAGCCUAUCCAUAUCAGACCCAAUCCCUGGUGCCAAGCCACUGCCGGUGCCUCCAGAGCUGGCUCCUUUUGUUGGGAGGAUGUCGGCACAGGAGGGCGCACCCAUUAUGAAUGGGGUCUUGGGGCCACCCCCCAACAGCUACGACCAUUGGGACAUGAAGCCCAAAGUGUCCCCGUCCCAGCCACACAAGCAGAUCAGCGACUCCUAUUCCAACACCCUUCCAGCCCGCAAGAGUGUCCCACCCAAAAACAGCUACACGGUCGCAGAGAACAAGACGCUGCCGCGCUCCAGCUCCAUGGCGGCCGGCCUAGAGAAGAACAGCAGGACGCGGGUGCAAGCCAUCUUCUCCCACUCCGCCGGAGACAACACCACCCUGCUCAGCUUCAGCAAUGGCGACUACAUCACCCUGCUGGUCCCCGAGGCCAGGGAUGGCUGGCACUACGGAGAGAGCGAGAAGACCAAGAUGAGGGGAUGGUUCCCGUUCUCGUACACGCGGGUGGUGGAUGGACGGGACGCCGGUAACCGCACUCAGACCUUACAGCCUGGAAAAAGCAGCAGCACCGCAAACCUUCUGGAC
Messenger RNA from Staurois parvus, 1340 nucleotides. The record is from the annotation of a GenBank genome assembly. NCBI's taxonomy places the organism in Eukaryota, Metazoa, Chordata, Amphibia, Anura, Ranidae.